This is a messenger RNA of Closterium sp. Naga37s-1, 2715 nucleotides long. The record is from the annotation of a GenBank genome assembly. NCBI's taxonomy places the organism in Eukaryota, Viridiplantae, Streptophyta, Zygnematophyceae, Desmidiales, Closteriaceae.
AUGCCUCAUAGACCCGCCUUACUCUCCACACUCCGUCCCCUUCCGUCCCACACACGCACUCCCCUCCAUCGCUCACGCUUCCUCGCGACAACGAGCACGCUCCCUCCCCUCCCGUCUCCUUUGCGCUCGCUCCAUUGUCGCACACGCGCGCUCUGUUUUCUCGCGGAUUACAAUUCCCUCCCGUCGCCCACGCGGGAGCGCCGAGACCGAUUACGCACACUCCCUUCCGUCACCCACGCUCACUUCGUUCCCGCCGCAGACGCGCACUCCCUUCCGUCGCCCCCGCGCACUCCGUCAGUUACCUCGGCCCACGCGCACUCCCUUCCGUUGCCCACUCUCAAGACCUUCCCGUCGCCCACGCUCACACCCUUCCCAUCGCCUACGCGCAAUCGUUCAGUCGCCCACUCUCAAUCACUUCCCUCGCCCACGCUCGCUCCCUUCCCGUUGCCCACGCUCACUCCCUUUCCAUCGCCUUCGCGCAAUCCUUACAUCGCACACGCUCACCCCCGCUCGUCGCACACGGCCAAUUCCCUCUCGUCGCACGCUGCCGCCCGCGCCGCGCUCUCCCUUUCAAUCUCCUCCCACCGUCCACGCGCACUCCCUCCCGGCGCGCGAGACGACUCGCCGUCCGCCGCCCACGCUCACUCCCUCCCGCCGCGACGGUCCCCUCCGUCGCACAUGCUCACUCCCCUCCGUCGCCCAGGCCCACUCCUUAUGGUCGCACUCACUCCUCCCCGUCGCCCACUCAUUCCCCUCCGUAUCCCUCGCUCACUCCCCUUCCGCCGCCCACGCUCGCUCCCUCCCGUCGCGUUCGGCCCCAUCCGUCGCCCACGCUCACUCCACUGCCGUCACACACGCACGCACCCUCCCCUCGACGGAGAGGGGGUGCUCCGCUUCCCUCGCAUAUGCGUUCAUCUCCCCAUCCCUCAUCUCCCCAUCCCUCAUCUCCCCAUCCCUCAUCUCCCCAUCCCUCAUCUCCCCAUCCCUCAUCUCCCCAUCCCUCAUCUCCCCAUCCCUCAUCUCCCCAUCCCUCAUCUCCCCGUCCCUCAUCUCCCCGUCCCUCAUCUCCCCAUCCCUCAUCUCCCCGUCCCUCAUCUCCCCGUCCCUCAUCUCCCCGUCCCUCAUCUCCCCGUCCCUCAUCUCCCCGUCCCUCAUCUCCCCGUCCCUCAUCUCCCCGUCCCUCUUCUCCCCAUCCCUCACCCCCCCAUCCCUCAUCUCCCCAUCCCUCACCUCUCCGGUCUUCCUCUCCCUCUCCCCUCUCCUCUCAUUCCUUACCCUUCUCCCUCUCCUCUCCCUCCUCCCUUUCCACUCGCCCCGCCACUCCCGCCGUGCUUCUCCCUCCCCCCAUUCCGCCUCGCCCCAUUCCGCCCCACCCCAUUCCGCCCCAUCCCAUUCCGCCUGACCUCAUUCCGCCCCACCCCAUUCCGCCUCACCCCAUUCCUCCUCUCCCCGUCCCCUCCUCACUUUAACCCCCUCUUCUCCCCUUCCCCACCUCAUCCCAUCUCCUCCUCUUUCCGUCCACCCCUCCUCACACCAUCUCCUCCUCUUUCCAUCCAGGCCUCCUCACCCCAUUCCGCCUCACCCCAUUCCGCCUCCCGUCCUCUCCCCAUCCCCUCCUCUUACUAUCCCUCCUCUCCUUGUCUCUCCUCUCCCCAUCCCUCCUCUCAUCCCUCCUCUUACCAUCCCUCCUCUUACCAUCCCUCCUCUCCCCAUCCCUCCUCUCCCUAUCCGUCCUCUCCCCAUCCGUCCUCUGUUCGUUCCUUCCUCCCCACAUCCCUUCCUGUUUGCUCCGCACUUCACCUCCCCCUCCCCUCCCCCAAUCGCUCUGCGCGGGAGCUGCUUGGGACGCUGUGGACGGAUGGCGGCGCCCAUAGUCGCACAACAGAGGCGGACGUGGUGCUGCGUGAAUCCCUUCCCCCCGUCCUCCCAACCUCUCUUUCUCCCUUCAUCACGCCCCUCCUCUCCCCAUCCCCUCCUCUCCCCCUCCCCUCAUCACGCCCCUCCUCCCAUCACGUCCCGUCCUCUCCCCAUCCCCUCCUCUUCCAAACCCAUCCCUCCUCAUCACAUCCCUCCUCUUUCCAUCCAUCCUCUCCCCAUCCCUCCUCUCCCCAUCCGUCCUGUCCCCAUCCCCUCCUCUCCCCCUCCGCUCCAGGUGUUUCCUCCCAUCAUCACUUCCUCCCAUCAUCACUUCCUCCCAUCACCACUUCCUCCCAUCAUCACUUCCUCCCAUCACCACUUCCUCCCAUCACCACUUCCUCCCAUCACCACUUCCUCCCAUCACCACUUCCUCCCAUCACCACUUCCUCCCAUCAUCACUUCCUCCCAUCACCACUUCCUCCCAUCACCACUUCCUCCCAUCACCACUUCCUCCCAUCACCACUUCCUCCCAUCAUCACUUCCUCCCAUCACCACUUCCUCCCAUCAUCACUUCCUCCCAUCAUCACUUCCUCCCAUCACCACUUCCUCCCAUCACCACUUCCUUCCAUCACCACUUCCUCCCAUCACCACUUCCUCUUCCUAUCCCCUUUCCCUCUCACAUCGUCCUAUCUCCCCCUGUCCCUUCCCCCCUGCUUCCCUCUUCCCCCUCUUUCCCCGCUUUCCCCUCCCCAUCGCUCGUAUUCUCUUUCUCUCCCUGGCUAUUGCAGUGACUACACUGAUGAUUUUUCUGGUGCUGCAACUCGCUCAGAGGCCCAUCAUCCCAUGCCAUGCUCGUAG